Molecule: messenger RNA, 1880 nt
Organism: Varroa destructor (honeybee mite)
Lineage: Eukaryota; Metazoa; Arthropoda; Arachnida; Mesostigmata; Varroidae
Product: U2 small nuclear ribonucleoprotein A'-like
Biological process (GO): mRNA splicing, via spliceosome
Cellular component (GO): U2 snRNP
Molecular function (GO): protein binding; U2 snRNA binding
Source: RefSeq, a predicted model, not a curated record
UAUGCAGCCAUUUCGAUUUCUCUCAGUGUGCAUGCCGGUGGUGCGUUGAUUGAAUACUUGACAACUUAUUGUUGUAAAACGAAUUGCUGCUAAAAAAUGGUACGGUUAACGGUGGACAUUGUUCAAGGAGCUGCUCAAUACAUUAAUCCAGUAAAAGAGCGGGAGCUGGAUUUGAGAGGCUACCGUCUACCCGAAAUUGAGAAUCUGGGAGCAACGUUGGAUCAGUUCGACACAAUUGACUUUUCUGACAACGACAUUCGCAAGUUGGAAGGGUUUCCGUUUCUCAAACGGAUCAAGAGCCUUUUAUUUAAUAACAACAGAAUAUGUCGAAUUACGGAAAACCUCGAAGAACAGCUUCCUUCGCUUGAGUCGUUAAUUAUGACGAAUAACCAAAUUCAGAACUUAGGAGAUCUUGAUUCAUUGGCAACAGUCAAGUCUCUCAGGUAUCUAAGCGUCCUUAAAAAUCCUGUGGCGUUAAAGAAGCAUUACCGUCUCUACAUUGUGCACAAGAUCCCGCAAUUGCGCAUUCUCGAUUUCAAACGAAUUAAAAUGACAGAGCGUGAUGAAGCACGCAAGAUGUUCAAGGGCAAAAAAGGUGAGGCUUUCGCAAAGGAAAUUGGCCUGAAGUCUGCCCCGGAGAAAGCCAAAACAUUCGUGCCUGGAGAACCCGCAAAGCUUGAGAACACUUUCGCUAUGACGCCGGAGGAUCAGCAAGCAAUUAAGGAAGCGAUUGGCAAGGCGACAACGCUGGACGAGAUCGAAAGAUUAACGCAGCUGCUUCGUAGCGGACAGCUGCCAAAUAAAACAAACGAAUCACUUAACGGAAAAAAAAGCGAAAAUACCGAAGAAGUUGAAGAGGAUGAGGGGGACAACGAAAUGGAGACCUAAAUCUCUGACUAGCAAGUGAAGAAUAUAGGAAAUCCUAUGCACACAAUUUACACCUUUACACAUACACACGAAUUGCUACAGACACUUGAAAGACGUAGGUUUUAUAUUUGGUGAGAGGCUUUGUGCAAUGAAUGAUUUUUCGGUUAUCCUAAUUUAACGAUUUGUCUUCGCUGAAAGCGUACCAAAGACAGAAUUUCGCAUAAUUUCAGCUGAACGUAGACGCUCAUAUUCAGAAUUUGAUGAAUGUGGACUUAAGGAUUUAUACUCAGAGCAAAAUAUAUUUUUAUUAAUGACGAAAUUUUCAAUUUUUGAUUAGACAUUGAACUCUUUCAAUCGAAAAAAAUGAACUCGUUGAUAUCGCCAUUUCCCUUUGUAAUUAAAAGUUAGGAGGUGAAAUAUUCACAAAUGUCUAACGAUCUAGCCCCCUGGCAUGCUAAAUGAGCAAAUAUGGAAAGGAAAAUUUAAGUUGGGACAUGGCUAGGGAGAGCUGUAUCACAUACUACAUGUUUUUCUUAGACUUCUUUCAGGAGGUUUUUUUAGUUUGGUUUUGAUUUACUGAGGCAACAUGUAAAUGCGGUCUACUCACCAAUACCAAUAUUUAAGUAAUUUCGACGUAAAUUUUGUCUGGGACUAUAUACCUAAGAUUAUUUCUGAAUUAACGAAGAAUAAAUCUACGUUGAACGGUCAUACAGCAUACAUAUUCCGACAACAGGGUACACUCUUACAGUAUACAGUACAUAAAUACACUAUGUUUAGUCUGUAAAUAUAUAGAUAUAUUAUAGAUAGACAAAGCUAUUGACGUGAGUGGGCGCUAUUUUUUCAAUGGUCGUUCCCAGGAAUGGCGAUUACAAACGGAGGGGCGGGUUUCCGAACAAACGAUGGGAAAAUAUUUUUGCAUAUAAGCCGUUUGUAAACGAUUGACUAACCAAUGAAAGCGAGCUAGUUUAAACAGUUAAAUAUGGUCGAAAUAAAUAUUACAUAUAAAAAUCCAG